Molecule: messenger RNA, 2250 nt
Organism: Mytilinidion resinicola
Lineage: Eukaryota; Fungi; Ascomycota; Dothideomycetes; Mytilinidiales; Mytilinidiaceae
Product: acyl-CoA synthetase/AMP-acid ligase-like protein II
Exons: 8
Coding region: 6-1826 (606 amino acids)
Biological process (GO): fatty acid metabolic process
Molecular function (GO): medium-chain fatty acid-CoA ligase activity
Source: RefSeq, a predicted model, not a curated record
GCAUCAUGCUGCCCUCUCUUCUUUUCAGACGAGCUUGCUUCCGCUCCUCUUUCCGGAGCUGCAGACGCGGCUUGCUUACCCAGUCGUUCAGCGUCGGGCCGUCCGAGCCACCACUUCUCGAGCAAACUGUCGGUGAACACUUCGCCGGUGUCGUGAGGCAGCAUGGGGAUCGGACUGCAGUGAUAUCACGACACCAACAAACCCGCCUCACAUACGAAGCCCUCGACCGCGAUAGCAAUGCUCUAGCUAGGGGCCUAGCGGCACUUGGUGUGCAAAAGGGCGAUCGGGUGGCUGUGUCAUUGGGGAAUAAUAUUGAAUAUGCGACGGCUACGUAUGCUGUGUUCAAGCUCGGAGCGAUACUGGUCCCAUUGAAUCCAGCUUUCAACGCUAUGCAGGUAGUAUCCGCAAUGAACCACCUCGAAGCUUCCCAGCUCAUAAUCGGCGCUGAAACAAAUCUUCCACGGAAAGAUCCGAGAUCUAAUAUACCUCUUCUCACACACAUGGUUCCGGAUUUAGAGGGUGGUCGAAAUGAAAAUGUAGAAUCCGAUCUCGUCCCAUCUCUUAAAAGCGUCAUCAUGGUCAACAAUUCCGACGGCCGAAUUGACCCCUUAGACUACAAAAGCACUACUCGCUACGAGGACGUCCUCGAAGAAGGAGGUUCAGGCCACGCUCUCCCGGACCAAGGACUCGACCGCAAUGAUAUCGUUAAUAUCCAGUUCACCUCCGGCACAACGUCUAUGCCAAAAGCUGCAUGUCUCUCACACCGCUCUAUCCUCAACAACGGUAAUAGCAUCGGUGAUCGCAUGCUUCUGACACCUGAAGACGUCGUCGUUUGUCCCCCGCCCCUAUUCCACUGCUUCGGCAGCAUCCUGGGCUACAUGGCCACAGCUACGCACGCCUCUGCCAUCAUCUUCCCCUCCGAAUCCUUCAACCCCCUCGAAACGCUGCACUCCGUGCACGAAUACGCCGCCACCGCCCUCUACGGCGUGCCCACCAUGUUCCUCGCCGAGCUCGAGCUCCUCGCCGCGGGCGCCGUCCCCUACACCUCGUUCCCCUCUCUGCGCACAGGUAUCGCCGCCGGCAGCUCCAUCCCCGCCGAGAUAAUGCGUAAACUGCACAAACGCCUGAAUCUGACGGAACUAACGAUCUGCUACGGCAUGACCGAGACCUCCCCGGUGAGCGCAAUGACGACGACCAACGACCCCAUGGACAAGCGUAUCAACAGCGUCGGCCGCCUGUUGCCGCACAUCGCCGCCAAAGUCGUGAACCCUGCCGACCCAGUCGAGAUCCUGCCGCUCAACGCGCGCGGCGAGCUGGCGGUCGCGGGCUACAGCGUCAUGACGGGGUACUGGGGCGACGCCGAGCGGAGCGCGGAGGUGCUGGUGCCGGAUGCGCAGGGGCGGGUGUGGAUGCACACGGGGGACGAGGCGAGUAUGGAUGAGGAGGGGUAUGUGAAGAUUACGGGGCGGAUCAAGGAUUUGAUUAUCAGGGGCGGCGAGAAUAUUCAUCCGCUGGAGGUGGAGAACUGUCUUUUUGCGCACCCGGGGGUGGCGGAGGUGAGUGUGGUGGGGAUGCCGGAUGAGCGGUAUGGGGAGUGUGUGGGGGCGUUUGUGGUCAGGCAUGAGGAGGCCGGGGGGGAUGGGGUGAAGAGGGUGACGGCGGAAGAGGUGAGGGAGUGGGUGAGGGGGAAGUUGAGUCAUCAUUUAGUGCCGAAGUAUGUGUUUUGGGUGGAUGGGUAUCCGAAAACCGCAAGUGGGAAGAUUCAAAAGUUCAAGUUGAAGGAGAGAGGGUUGGCGAUGAUUAAGGAGGGGAUGGGGUUGGAGUAAGCAUCUAGAUCCAAGAGUGAGAUUCGCAACUCUAAUCUACAUCGUUUCAACCCCACAAAGCCAAGUGAUAUGAACGAACAAUCCUCUCUUGCGUAGCGAGAUGAAGUCCCUUUCGGCAGCCGUAAAUCGGGCCUUUGUUGAAACUUGCCUGUCUUAAAAAGAUACUGCCUCUCAUCCACAUAUACGCAGGGGGGUUGGCAACGUCCGAGUAGGCACGAGAAGCUCAUCUAAUGUUCCCGGGGGUAUGAAUGUUAUAGCGUGUGUGAACGUUAUGUCGAAUGUCAGUGUCCGCUAAAUAUUAGAACGGUAAUCGGAAGGUAGAACGGUAUAGCGUAUAUUCACGGUAUGUACAUCAUGGACGUUAUAACGAGCUCUUUAUGUAGUUAUAAAUUAGCUGAACUAGGGUGCGGCUGAAAAUACCAAG